ACUACCGUUACAGGUAUAAUUUUGUGAUUUCGUGAAUUUCAUGCAAUUUUAUGAUAUAAAUAUAACAAUGUUUUGAAGGCACACACAAAACACUACAUAUAGAUGGCAGAAAAUGAGUACAACAACGGAUAAAGAUGAGUAUAUUCUUACACAAGCACGAUCCAUGCUGCCAUAUGUGCGCGUUAAUGGACACCCACAUUUCCAGGUUCAAAGCCUUCUGGAUGUACCGUGGCUGCUAGUCCUGGUGUUCGAACUUUUAACCACGCAGCCAAUGUCGGAUGACAUGGGCCGGUUUGAUACGCUUGAACGACAAGCACACGUGCUGCAGAUGAUACUAGACACACUGGAGCAGACACUUAGAUUACCUUUGACCCACAUUUCCGGGAUCGGUUUAGCUAGACUGGAGAGGCGACAUCUGGCGGAUGCGUUACAGAUAUUCUCUGAUCUCGUUAAACAUUGUUACCUUACACCGACAAAAGAAACAGCUGAAAGGGGAGAGUUAGAGUCACCCGAAGGUCGAAAACUUUCGUUAAGUCAGUUUGAGAGCCCAAAGUUUCACGAGGUUGAUUUUAGCAAAUUUUCAACACCUGAAUUAAUCACUGUCUUGUCCGCGAGCGGUGGUAAAGAAAAGGAUAGAGACAUUGGUACUACAAGAAAGAAUGAAAGUAAACCUUCCUCCAUAGUGACUGUCCGACCUGUUCCCCAAAACCAAGCUCGAUCCUAUCCCUCGGCGAGAGAACACCCAUCAGAUGUACAUUUACCGGAAAGAGACGAAAAUAACACCAACUUCCUGGGAGACAAUUCAUUAUCAAGACAAGCUGAAAAGGAAGACAGUUUUCGUUCAAGCAAAUCUUCAACUACUUUGGCGAAAGAAGUUUACAGGCGAGAGGAAAAUAUUGACAGGCUAUUACAUGACAGACGACGUGGUCCUAGACAAGGAGUAGACCUUGUCGAUAAACAUGAAAACUACAAACUUGCGCAAAAACAUCAGAUAUUUGCACCUUGUCUACCAAGUUUAUCUCUCCUAAGCCCUUCCAAAAAAGAACAGAGGAAGAAGUUUGUAAGUAGCCUUAACAAAGGUGUAGUGGAUGACAACAAGAGAGAUCAUAUGACGUCAUCUGAACGAGCUGGGUUAUCUCGCUUUUCGCCAUAUGAAUUGCCUUGUAAACAUAAUGAUUUAAUAGAAUAUCCGUUGACAAAAAGGGUACCCGACCAUUCACGAGACAAAUUAACGUCUGCUGCUAAAUCGGCAAAUAUUAAAAAGAAAGCAGAUGACAAAAACAUUAAACCAGCAAUGUCUUUUCAGCGUUUAUGUCGAAAGCCAUCUGUUAAAUCUUUCCGAAGUCCUAAAUUAUCGACAUCAAGGCGUUAUCCACAAAAAGAUGCACGACAAUUAUCCUCUGCAACAUCUGGGCCAACCACGUGUCAGAACAAAGAUAAUAUGUCCGAACUUCGAAACAGAACAAAAUCUGAAUUGAAAACUAGCGUAAGAAAUACUAAACAAACAGACGAUAUUCCAAAAUGUCCUAGAAAACCACAUUCUGCGACAUUUAAACCACAACCAAGUUGUACUGGUAAUAUUAAGAAACCACCAACAUAUCAUGCGAGACGGCCGUCAAUAAGCGUCAAGUUCGUAUCAAAAGGUGAAAGGCCCAUUCAAAGAACUCGCAAUGGAAGUGUACAAAGUAGACGACAAGCAGACGAACUUUAUGUUACUUCUCCUUUUACCGACAGGGAAGAACCUGACGCAUAUUCACCUAUAAAAUACCACAACACGGAGGGUAACAGCAGAAGAAGACCAAGUGUUGUUUCAACAAAAGCCAGAAAACACAGUUUGGCAUCGCCACAGUCGCCAUAUUAUAAACAUGACAGAAGCUCUAGGUUUAGUCGACCAAUUAAAAGAGGUGAUGUUUCUCCGCAGACGACAUCGCUCUGUACGUCUCUCAAGCUUCUAGAAGACUUUGACUAUGUCAAGAGACGUUUGAAACAAAUAACAAUACAGAAAAGAGAGUAUAGAGAAGCUAUAUGUGAACUCGAACGUGAAGAAGUCAGACUUGAGUACCUUCUAACACACGUGCAACAACAAACAACCCGUGCCCUGAACAAGGGGCCAUCACAAAGAGUAAGUUCACAAGGAAGGCUCGUUUAGAGACGGGCUGAGUGCAAUAUAUUUGGUGGAUAAUUAAUCUAGGCAAAGUGAAAUCUCCUGCAUACAUAUUCACGAGAUUUAAAACAUGAAGUACUUUGGUUUUGCCAGUAUUGUAAAUUCUGUACAAACCAGGAAAUGGUUUGCUGUUUUGCACACUUUAAAACGUGUUUAGCAAAUUGUUCUCGCAGUUGGCUUAAAGACUUGAGAUUUUCGUCAGAAAUGUUCGUUACAUUAUGUUUUUGCUUAUACAUUUGUACAGUUGUCUGUCUUUUUAAAUCAAGAUUAAAAACAGGAAAACCAUA
This is a messenger RNA of Ruditapes philippinarum (Manila clam), 2451 nucleotides long. RefSeq lists its product as uncharacterized. The transcript has 9 exons. The record is from RefSeq and is a predicted model, not a curated record. Bases 113 to 2149 code for a protein of 678 amino acids. Lineage: Eukaryota; Metazoa; Mollusca; Bivalvia; Venerida; Veneridae.